UUUAGAACAAAAAGAAUUCCCAACCUCUCAACUGAUUUCCUUUCUAGGUGUAAAUAUGAAAGGUUGUGAUCUUGAAGCGAGUCAAAUGUCCGGGGUCAAUCUUCGUGUCGCUACAAUGAAAGGCGCAAAUUUACAGAACUGUAACUUGAGAGGAGCAAUAUUGGCGGGAGCUGAUCUUGAGGUAACCGCUCACAACUUGUUAUAUAGAAUUUUCAAACAAAACCCCCUUUCACAAAAGCUUUGUUUACGAGUAAUUUGGGACAAAUUUCACGCACAAUCGCCCCAGACUGUUUAUACUUUGUAAUUCUCCAAUAAUAGUUUUUUUUUAUCGAACUUGCAUCCAAAAAAAAAAUUAUUGGACGCUGUGGUGCCCAAGCCCAGGCGCGGCCAACAACUCAAACCCAAAAGCGUUAUCCGCCUCAGCGUCGCUUCGGUGUUAACAUUGACCUCGGUUUGAAUAAUUCUUGAUAUCAUGCUCAGCCUCAUCCAAUAAUUGUUUAAUGUUUUCUUGUGCGAAACAUGAGGAUUUACCCAUUUCCUUAGGGACUGGUCAUAAUUUAGCAGGAGGGCUGGGGAGGUGGAAACAGUGUGUGGGGGGGGGGGUCACAUAUUUUUUAACCAGGAAAAAGGGGGGUUUAUAAAAUAUUAGACAGUUUAUGAAGGCGGGGAGGAGGUCUGCUGUUUUAGUUUAGUUAGUCGUUUUAUACAUGCCUUCUCACAUUUUGUUUGAGUUUCAUUCAAAAAAAUUGAUUCUUUAAACUUAGAAUGAAAAGUUUGAAAAAACUAAAGUUUUAUAUAUGACUAUGUAUUGGUAUAAUAUAAAUUUUAAAGCGCAACUACAAAAUAUGAAAAUUUAAAGCGCAACUACAAAAUAUGAAAAUUUAAAGUGCAAUUAGAAAAUUUAUUGAAUGCAGGGUUUAGUAGUAGGUAGGUACAUUUUUACUGACGAGCAAGAGAGAGGGGGGAGCAUUAUUUUUCCGGGUUAUGGCAAAGCAGGGUCACAAAAUAUCAUUCCUUAAAAUUUUGAAUUACACCUCCCCACCCCCUGAUAAAUUAUGACCAGUCCCUUACAUUGCAUUUUGCUAGGAUCCUUGCACAUUGCAAGGAUCCUUCAAUGGUGUGGCAAAACUGCCAAAGGGCCAUUUUCCUUGCCCUUCCCCAGGAUAGUAUUAGUAUAUAGAGUUUCAAUAGUGAAAUUUGUAAUAAAUUGCACGCUAAACAUUCAAACACAACAUAAGUUUAAGUAUGCUCACCAACAAAUUUUGUAUUAUGAUAGGGGUAUGAUUUCCUGCGAUACCGGUCAGCAACAAAUUAUGAAAACAUGAAAACAAUUAUGAUACCGGUCAACAUUUUAUGAAAUGAAUUUGACUUGAUUUUAUGAUUUUAGUAACAUUUCAAACAAUGAGCAUAAACAUUUAUAAUUUUAAACUUCUUUUCAAUGUUAAACUCGUUUGCCCAAUACAGGUCCAGUAGGGCCCUGGCUUUGGGGCAAUAGGCCAUUUUUUCCUUCGGUGGUAGCAUAGAAUAAAGAUCCAUAUAGAAGGGCCACUUACGUCGGAAGCUUUGAAGUUUCUGUCCUCGCGCAUGACGCAUGUUGGCCGCCAUUUAGCUAGCCAGUCAAUGACAUUUUCUGGCCAAUAAUCACGCUGUACCGCCUUCUGGCCAGUAAACUGCAUAAAAAAAACGAGGACACGUUGCACCGCUGGGUGGCCCUUCUGUUCUGAUCUUUAUUCUGUGGUGGUGGGGCAGAGGAAUGGGCCCAGUGGGGCAAAUGCCUAACCAGUCCAUGGUAUUAAAAAAUGCCUUGCAUUCCCAACAGCAUUCUUUUUUUUAUUUUUGUUCAGAACUGUAAUAUGUCAGGCUGUGAUCUUCAGGAGGCGAACGUACGCGGUGCCAAUAUAGUUGGUCUUUCAUUGGAGGAAAUGCAAUCCCCUCUUCAUAUGUCACUAUGGGUACACACACAAUCUGGACGGAUUGAAAAUGAUCCUCAUUUAGACGUUAAUCUGGAUGAUCCUAUCAGGAUUGAUGCAGGAAUACCUUAGAUGAAGUAUGUUCGUUGAAUGCUCCAAAUGGUACGUUCUGCUUUGGCAUAUAUUUGCAUUAUAACGUGCGGCCGAGACCGAAAGAUUGAAAAUAUGCAUAUCAAAGUACGGUAGUCAACUAGAUUUAAUCUUCCAUUUGUGUCUUACCUAUACCAACAAUGCAACUGCCCAUGCAAUAUUUUUUUAUAUUGGCAACCAGCAACCAUUGUUUCCUGCGCAAGGCAUGACACCUAGAAUUUUCUCCUGUUACCUCUUUUCAAUAUUGGCGACUCAUGAUAUUUUCGGUGUUUACAGGAGUCGCCGUUUUUUGCCAAAUUAGGGAGUUUGGAAAAUAGAACGGCAACGUGGUCAUCAACAAUACAGGUAGCAUUUAUCGUCAAGGACAAAAGCGAAUGUAAAUUACAUGGUCUUAAGUUUUGUGCAAUGCCGCAGUUGUUGAAACUGGUACGCGAUUUGCACAUUUUCACGGUGCAUGACCACCGCAACAGUUAAUUCGUAUUACCCCAUAUAGAAGGGCCACUUACUGUACGUCGGUGACUUUGAAGUUUCUGUCCUCGCGCAUGUCGCAUUACGCAUGUUGGCCGCCAUUUUCCUAGCCGGUCAAUGACAUUCUCUGGCCAAUAAACACGCUGCACUGGCUGGCUGCUCCGCCUUCUGGCCAGUAAACUGCAUAUUUUUGCAUAAAAAAAAAACGAGGACACGUUGCACCGCUGAGUGGCCCUUCUGUUACUGAUCUUUAUUCUGUGGUUGCCGUUCUAGGAUGCCAAACUUCCUAAUGUUGGGGGACAACAUAGGUCUUCGCAGCGUAAUCAGCAAUAUGAUACCUUACUUCCCAUCGUCCCCUGCACGCAUAAACUAAAAGCUGGAAUUGCCUAUUGAAUUGUUUACAGCAUACUGUAUUUUUCAAAAAUUCAAAUUUUGCACCAAAGCACUCCAAACCUUCUGGAAGUGAUCAAAAAUGUUUUCUUUUAUCAAAACAAUCAUUUUCGACUUAUAAAAACAUGUUUUGCAAAAUUUGAACAUUUUAAUCAAAUGCCGGGGGGGUAGCCUCGCAGUAGCUCGGAAGAGUGAUUUUCAUUGGCUCGAUUUGACAAUUGCUUUUAUGUUUACAACAAUGAAUUGCUUCGUUCUUUAAAAAAAACCAUCCAAUGGGAGACGACCUUCCGAGGCACUGUGCGGCUUCCCAGGGGGGGGGGGGGAGAACACAGCAACUCGUCCAGGUUUUUGAGUUAUUCCUCAAUAAUUCAAAUAUUCCCCCAAAUCACUCCAGUCAACCUUCUGGAAGUGAUCGAAAAUGUGUUCUUUGGUCAAAAUGAUGACUUUCAAAUUGUAAGAACAUGUUUUACCAAAUUUUAAAAUUUUGGUUAAAUACGGGGGGGGGCACAAUGAUGCCGGUUUUUGAGUUAUUUUUUUAAUAAUUCAAAAUUUUCCCCAAAUCACUCCAAACAAAACAUGUACAAAAUUCGAUGAAAUACCAAGGCAGGGGACCACAGCAUCCUCUCAGCUUUUCAAACCAUUGAGUCAAUCUAAGGUGGAAUACAAACUAAAUACAAUGUUUUCUUUUCCAGGCAAGACAGAUCAACAUGGAUAAUGUUUUGAUGCUUUAUGAAAGUGACAUGUUUUCUAAAAACAGAUUUGGGCUUGACAAGAAAAGAAAGCUUAAUUAUCAUUCAGACAUUAUGAGAAACCCUUAGAAUGUCAUGAAAGUACUGUAUAUAAGAUAAUGAAUAGAGUGCAUCAAUCCAUCUAAGUCAUCGAAAACUAAAACCAAACAAACCUUACCAAAUUAGGUAUUAUACAAACUAUAAUUUUAUUUCUGUAUAUGAUAAUUAAUGCAUUUAUUCACCACAUUUUCAAUAAAAAAGUGAGAAAAUCAGC
Messenger RNA from Paramuricea clavata, 3920 nucleotides. The record is from the annotation of a GenBank genome assembly. NCBI's taxonomy places the organism in Eukaryota, Metazoa, Cnidaria, Anthozoa, Malacalcyonacea, Plexauridae.